Messenger RNA from Dibothriocephalus latus, 426 nucleotides. The record is from the annotation of a GenBank genome assembly. NCBI's taxonomy places the organism in Eukaryota, Metazoa, Platyhelminthes, Cestoda, Diphyllobothriidea, Diphyllobothriidae.
AUGGAAGACUCUGGAUGGAACCGUCCCGACCGCCCCAGCAAAUGCACAUUCGACCCGAAUAAUAAAGAUGCUGUCUCACCGCACCACUGCGAGCCAUUCAAGCGGAAACCCCUGAUCGGCUCAUCUAUCCUUGAUGUCAUCGGAAACACCAGCCUCGUUAAAAUUAACAACAUUGUCAAACAGGAUGACAUUGAAUGUGAAGUUUUGGCCAAGUGUGAAUUCAUGAAUCCUGGUGGCAGCGUGAAGGACCGAAUUGCCGUCAGAAUGAUCGAGGAAGGAGAGAGAGCGGGCAUCUUCAAACCCGGUGACACGCUGAUAGAGCCGACUUCCGGGAACACGGGUUUGUCCUCCGAGAGGCCUCUACUCGUUUUUAGACCAUUUUGUAUGAUUGGGUGUCAAGUAUUGUUUGCUCUAAAUGUACAAUGA